AUGCCGCCCAGAUUAGAGGCGCUGCGGCGCCUCGGAACCGUCAAGCUCUGCCUGCGGCCCGGGGCCCGUCAUGCGCCGCCCAGCUUCACGCCCCUCGCGCAGACAGCCAGCCUCUCGCUGAAGGAGAAGAAGAGGAUGGCCAAGCAGGACCCCUACCGGUGGGCACAGGCGCAGCAGCGCAAGACGGCCAACCUGAAGCGGCGCGAGGAGCUGGACAAGGAGCGGGCCGAGUCCCAGGGCGACCCGGUCAUGGGCAAGCCGACGCCCUUUGUAGAGUCGCUCGACUUGGCCGGCCAGCCGCGUGACAUGCCGACAUCCGCCGCCGGCCUGCGCAACCACUACCUCACCGACGCCGAGCUCGAGGACGUUGCCAAGCACGCCUACACCCUGACCAAGCCCGUUUCCAGCGUAGUCGCGGCGCAGGUCGAUCCCGCAAUGGAGGCGAAGAUGCAGGCCCACGACAGGAACCACGAAAAGGCGGUCGACGCCAUGCGGCGGAUCACGUCCCUGGAAAACAGCAGCGCCCGCGACCGCUUCCACGCCAACGUGCGACGAAUCGUCGACGAGUUUGGCCGCCACAAGACGGACAAGCGCUCGGGCCCGGACACGGGGAGCUCCGAAGUGCAGAUCGCCAUCCUCACGUCCAAGAUCAGAGCCUUGAGCCAGGCCCUGGAGACCAACCGCGGCUACAAGGACAAGCACAACAAGAGAAACCUGAGGGUGCUCGUGCAUCGACGCCAGAAGCUGCUCCGGUACAUGGAGCGAAAAGAGAGGGGAAGCGAGAGGUGGACACACAUGAUUGAGAAGCUGGGCCUCACGCCGGCUACGUGGAAGGGUGAAAUCACACUGUAG
Messenger RNA from Hirsutella rhossiliensis, 852 nucleotides. RefSeq names its product ribosomal protein s15 domain-containing protein. Gene Ontology annotation, biological process: translation. Lineage: Eukaryota; Fungi; Ascomycota; Sordariomycetes; Hypocreales; Ophiocordycipitaceae. The record is from RefSeq and is a predicted model, not a curated record. Gene Ontology annotation, cellular component: ribosome. Bases 1 to 852 code for a protein of 283 amino acids. Gene Ontology annotation, molecular function: structural constituent of ribosome. The transcript is spliced from 4 exons.